Messenger RNA from Rhododendron vialii, 745 nucleotides. RefSeq lists its product as uncharacterized. The record is from RefSeq and is a predicted model, not a curated record. The transcript has 4 exons. The coding region runs from base 106 to 381 and encodes 91 amino acids. Lineage: Eukaryota; Viridiplantae; Streptophyta; Magnoliopsida; Ericales; Ericaceae.
UACAUACAAUACAGAUCACAGAUCCAUCCACCGAAACACUCAUCAUCAGAACGACGCAAUCUGUUUUUCCAGCAAAAGAAAGAAAGAAAGAAAGAAAGAAAGAAGAUGCCGUCUCUUCAGACAGCGUUGCCUCCUGAACUUGCCAAUAAUGCGAUUCGACUUUACCGUGAAUGCCUUCGAAGGGCUAAAUAUGUAGGCAGUCGGCAACAUAAUACAGCACUUGUUAUUGAUAUGGUGAGACAGCAGUUUAAAAGACAUAUGCAUGAAACAGAUCCUGAGAAGAUUCAGAAGCUUAAGGACGAUGCGGCAAGGGGACUCAUAAAUCACAUGCUACACGAAUCUGAGAAGAUGUCUGGCCGUAAAUUCAGCCAGAGUUCUUGAUGCUGAUGUUUCGUUGGAACACAUCUAUGAAUUUUAUUGAGCCAGAGCUUUUAUUCCAAUGUUAAACAUGGAGUGGAGAUCCAAGGCCAAAGGUGUCUCUUUUGUACUAUAACAUUUUUGGGGCUUAAACUAUUGUACUGUGUAAGAUCAGUGUCGUUUGUUCGGAGUAUUUCACUUAGCAGGGAAACAUUCAAUACCUAAGUUAAUUUGAGCAUUUUCAUCUUGUCUGAACAAGCGCUGGUUGUUUGGACAGGAUUCAUACCUAUCAACUUUAAGCCAGAAAGGUUUUGAAGUCCUGUUCUUGUGAAACCAGCAUCAAUACGAUUUCAUCAUACAUUAGUAUCAUAUAAGCCACCUUAUCAUC